CCCCCAGUACCCUCUGCGCCCCCCCUUCCACAGGACAGCCCCUGGGGAAAUGAUCGCGGCUUGUUUGCGUGUGUAGACUGAACGACUGCUUUUCUCUCUGGGUCACACCCGCUUUGGGGUGAUUGUGACGUGGAGGACCACGGGAGAUGGUGAGGUGUUAACAUCUGAAAAGACGCUGCUGGUACACUUAGAGGCAUAUUCAAGAGCCAGCUGUUAUUUCUUCUCACAAACUCACCUGAGAAAGAAAAAUAGAAGAAAUGGCAGGUUCUCAGGAACUGCUGACAUUCAGGGAUGUGGCCAUAGAAUUCUCUGCAGAGGAGUGGGAGUGCCUGAACCAGGCUCAGCGGGAUUUGUACAGGGAUGUGAUGUUAGAGAACUAUGGACAUCUAGUUUUCUUGGAUCUAACUCUAUCUAAGUCAGAUCAGAUCACAUUUUUGGAGCUACAGGUGAAUCCAUGGGCUGAGAAGAGAAAGAAGAAGUUACCCAUUCUUCAAAAUAUAUCUUCAUAUGACACCCAAGAAUUUCCUCCAAAAUCAUCUAUAGAAAAUUCAUACCCAGAAGAACUUUGGAGAAGACAUGACUACCCUGGCACUGAAAACUUCCACUUGGUGAAAGACAUAAAAAGUGACAAGGAUUGUAAUGGGCAGGAAGAGUUAUUUUAUAAUGAAAAUACACAAACCGGGAUAACCCCCUAUAAUAACAUUACUAUAAAAAGAGACCCAGACUACAGAGAAUCUUAUGAAAAUCCCCACUUGAAGUUAGUUACAUUUCCAGAGAACCAUUCUGAAUGGGAAAACUGUGGGAAAGUCUCUUAUCAAAUUUUAAAUCAUUUUAUACAGAAGAAAAUUCAUAUUGGAGAGAAGUCUUAUGACUACAGUGAAUAUGGUGAAGCUUGCAUUCAGCCUUCCAAACUUACUCACCAUGAAGGAAUCAGUUUAGAAAAGCAACAAUGCAGAUGUUACAUAUGUGGGAAAGGUUUUUAUAGAUCAGUAGAUCUGAAUGACAAAAUUAAUGAUGAAGAGAAACCAUACAAAUGUCAGAAUUGUGGUAAAACCUUUAGCCAGUUCUCAUACCUUACUCGACAUCAAAGAAUUCACACAGGAGAGAAACCAUACAAGUGUAGUGAUUGUGGGAGAGCCUUUAACAGACGCUUCAAUCUUACUCAACAUCAAAGAAUUCACACUGGAGAGAAGCCCUACAAGUGUAAAGAUUGUGGCAAAGCCUUCAUUCAGUGUUCUUCCCUUACUCAGCAUCAAAGAAUUCAUACUGGAGAGAAGCCUUACAAGUGCAAGGUUUGUGGUAAAACCUUUAAUCAGUGCUCUUCCCUCACUCAACACCAGAGGAUUCAUUAUUGGAGAAACCCUCUACUCAUGUUAAAGAGCUGAUAAAUCUCUCGGUAUUUCUCAAGCUUUAUUCACCUUAACAGAAUUCAUACUGGAGAGAAACCAUUCAAAGAAUGUGGUGGGAGGUCUUUUGCUAAAAAUGGAACUUCAAUUAGUCUGACAGCUCAUAAUGGACAGAACUACAAAUGCAAGACUGGUAAAAUUUACCAGAUGUUGAAGACUUACUCAACAUCAAUAUAUUCAUGUUGGAUAGAAACCUUACAAAUGAGAGACCAGGCAGUGGUGCACCUGGUUAAUUGCACACAUUACAGUGCACAAGGACCCAAGUUCAAGCCCCUAGUCCCCGCCUACAGGGGGAAAGCUUCAUAAGUGGUGAAGCAGGGCUGCAGGUGUGCCUCUAUCUUACCCUUUCUUCUCAAUUUCUAUCUCUAUCCUGUAAUAAGUAAUUUUUUAAAAAUCAUUUUAAAAAAAACCUUACAAAUGAAACAAAUAUGGUAAACCCUUUGUCUUCAACUCAAGCCUUAUUAAUAUCAAAUAAUACAUUCUGAUAAGUCAUACAAAUAUAAAAAAAUUGGGGAAACAGCCUAUAAUGUUGCUAAGCUGAACUUAUCAAAUGAUUCACAUUUGUGGCAACUAAGACAAUAAAAUCAUUGUCCAACUCAAAAUUUA
Erinaceus europaeus (western European hedgehog) is the source of this 2012-nucleotide messenger RNA. RefSeq names its product zinc finger protein 519-like. Gene Ontology annotation, molecular function: DNA-binding transcription repressor activity, RNA polymerase II-specific. Lineage: Eukaryota; Metazoa; Chordata; Mammalia; Eulipotyphla; Erinaceidae. The transcript has 5 exons. The coding region runs from base 258 to 1385 and encodes 375 amino acids. The record is from RefSeq and is a predicted model, not a curated record. Gene Ontology annotation, biological process: negative regulation of transcription by RNA polymerase II.